Molecule: messenger RNA, 841 nt
Organism: Saccoglossus kowalevskii
Lineage: Eukaryota; Metazoa; Hemichordata; Enteropneusta; Harrimaniidae
Source: RefSeq, a predicted model, not a curated record
AGGUCAAAAUGGCUUCUCUGUGUGAAUGACAGAAAAGACUCGUUGCAACUUUCGUCGGCAAGUUGUAGGGUCGUUUGCUCUGUGUACGGUGGACGCUUGUCAUUAGACAAGCAACAUAAACGGAAACAAUUCACCAUAGUUUCGAAAUGUUGCAUAAGCAGAUUAACUGUGUAGAUUUCUAUUGACCACGAACAACACAUCACAUAACCAAAUGUUUACAUUAUGUGUCGACACAGAACAGCUUUAGUUAUUGUGUUUGUUAUUUUCUUGGACUAUUUGAUGGUGGAGUGUAAAAUGUUCCAAUAUCCCAGGUAUUCAUACAAAAAGAAACCAAAAUCAGAAAGACGCUUUAAGAGUGAGAGAAAUAAGUGUGAUAAUGACGCUCAGUGUGCUAAUGUACCACCAGGACUCCCAAAACUUAACUGUAUUCGUCAAUGUAUGUCACAAAAAUGCUACGAUGACAUCUAUGCAUUUGAUGAGCUGGAAGAUGGAGAAAUAGACGUUAGAUUAACAUCAUUUAAAGGAUGCUGGACCAGUGAAUAUAUUGCACGUAAUAGGGAUCUUUGAUGUCACUGUGGAUUUAGAAGUCUUUCAACUUUGUGAAGCUACCUACCUUAUCACAUGUGUUAAGAACAAGAACAGAUGGUUACAUUUAAGAAUAUAAAAUUAUGUCUUGUCUUUGAUUAAAAUAUGUCGAGAAUACAUAACGGUGCCAGGUGGAAUUAAAUCGCAAAACAUGUAUAUUGUUCAUACCAUGUAUAUUGCGAAACAGCUGUCAUCAACAUGCACACAAGUUUGUAGUCUAAACAAAUUGAAAUAAACACUAUUUUAUUUAAGUAAA